GAUAAUAUUACAGAGCUACCUUACAGUUGAAUUGGGAACACAUGCCCAUCUCAUGGCAAUACAAAGGAUGAUAUCAGAGUCAGGGACUGUACAAGUAGGAAAUGAGAGCAAAAAAGCGUCCGAACUUUACGGAGAGUUCGAGUUGUCCGUGCUGGAAGAUAUACGAGCUAGAACAUGUUUCUGCGGGGAACGACCAGUGGAACUAAAGGACCCCUCCUUUGUGCAGAGCGGUGUAAUUACAGAACACAGAGCUUCUGAUAUGAGAUAUCCCAUGUCUGACGGACAUCAUCUUGUGGUUUCAGGCAAAAUCAGGGAGAGGUCUAUAGAAGUUCUGUACGAUGGUGACGGAGAGGAUAACUCCAUAGCAACCUUGGUUUUAGACAGUUUACUAAAGUGUCCCAUUGAUUGUAGAGUAGAUCUUGCCAGCAGAAUACUCAUUAUUGGUGGAGGGUCGAUGUUAGCUGGGUUUGAUCACAGACUAAAACAAGAGAUGGCCGCACUUCUAGAACAUUCCCGCUAUUCUAAACUCACUCCGGGCAAACUAAAGUUCUACAAACCAAACUACUUCCGAAAUACCAUGUCGUGGACUGGAGGUGCCAUAAUGGGAUCAGUGGAACAUUUGCACGAAAGAUAUAUUUCCAGAGAUUUCUACAACGCAAAAGGAUCCGCCACUUUACCAAACUGGUCAAGCUUGGCUCCUCAGCUCAAAGACUCUUACCAAAGCUCCGGGACCCCAACUAGACGAUCUUCUACUCCCCUCAGAGAUUUCAUGUCUAGUCCAUUAUCUAGCUCUACUCUCCCACCUAUCUCCAACUUAGCGCUGUCUUGAUGAAGUUGGUGUGAUCUAUACUCUAUCUGGACUCAAACCAUUGACAAUAUUGUGAUUUGAUUUAUAAGAUUCUGGAGAUUUUUGAAGAGUUUGAAGAUUCUGACCUGUUUUUAGUGGACGUUUUUGGGAAUUUUGUUUUAAAUUUACAAUUCUGAAUUCGCACGUUUAGGUUUUAGGAACAGUCACCCCAUUUUUUCUGCAUUCUCGUUGACUACUUUACCAAUAGGUGGAAGUUUGACGUGUAUCCAAAAAUAUUUGAGUUUAGAAUAUUUGUUAAUGUUGACUGUUAAUUAUCUAAUGUUUAUAACUCUAUUUACCAUUAUGAUAACAAUUGAUUUUAGUUUAACCUAGUCGAGAGACUAUCAAAACAAGAUAUUGGUUAAAUAUAGAAAGUAUAAAUAAAAGUUGAAUGACACCACUAUUAGUUAAGAGUUGACUUAUGGUCUGCACUAUAAUAAUACUGAUAUAAAAUGUAUUACAUUAUUAAUAUGUAAUCUGUGAUGAAAACAAUUGUCAA
Bolinopsis microptera is the source of this 1346-nucleotide messenger RNA. Its product is annotated as actin-related protein 10-like. The record is from RefSeq and is a predicted model, not a curated record. Bases 53 to 829 code for a protein of 258 amino acids. The transcript is spliced from 6 exons. Gene Ontology annotation, cellular component: dynactin complex. Gene Ontology annotation, biological process: microtubule-based movement. Lineage: Eukaryota; Metazoa; Ctenophora; Tentaculata; Lobata; Bolinopsidae.